Messenger RNA from Acanthoscelides obtectus, 4563 nucleotides. The record is from the annotation of a GenBank genome assembly. NCBI's taxonomy places the organism in Eukaryota, Metazoa, Arthropoda, Insecta, Coleoptera, Chrysomelidae.
CGCGCGUCGUGUACAAACAAAGAACAUCUGCGGUUUUGAAAGUGAUGUUUCAUUGUGUAGUGUGCCGAUUUGCAGUGAUUCUGUGGUGUUAUGUUACCUAUUGGAUACAUUUGGAGACACGACAAGGCUUGCUUAGAGUGUGAGAAAGGUACAGAACCAUAAUGAUUAAAGACUACCAAAAGUAGAAACUUGUAAUUAAAACAGAAUUCUAACUCUCGAAUCAGGGUUAACAAACCGGCCCUUGUAUAUAUACCUGUAUAUACAUAUGUAUAAAUAAUUAUGGAUGCUGAAAUGCUAGCUACUGAAGACAUCAAGAUAGAAAUGGAGGAGUUUGAAUUCCAGGCAGUAGAGACAGUCCCCAAGCUAUUUGCACAUGAUAACGCCUCUUGGAAAUUAAGUGUUGAAUUUGAUGACGAUCAAAACACAAGAAAUGCAGUUUUGGAUGGAACUGCACUCUAUGUGUGGGCUGUUAGUGAGCACAAUUACGCUAAGCCUUGGGUAAAAAGUGAAGCAGAAGAACUGAAGGUUAAAAGCUAUCUUGAUGACAGCAAGACAUAUCCACUUUUUGAAAUAAAGGAGGAACUCAUCAUCAAAGAUGAGUGUAAUGAUGAUGAUACAUUCUUAGUUACAGAUGCUGAAACAUUUCCUGAUAGAGAAAGGUACAGAACCACAUUAAAGACUACCAAAAGUAGACACUUGUAAUUAAAACAGAAUUUUAACUCUCGAAUGAGGGUUAACCAACCGGCCCUUGUAUAUAUACCUGUAUAUAUGUAUAAAUAAUUAUGGAUGCUGAAAUGCUAGCUUCUGAAGACAUCAAGAUAGAAAUGGAGGAGUUUGAAUUCCAGGCAGUAGAGACAGACACCAAGCUAUUUGCACAUGAUAACGCCUCUUGGAAGUUAAGUGUUGAAUUUGAUGACGAUGAAAACACCAGAAAUGCAGUUUUGGACGGGACUGCACUCUAUUUGUGGGCUGUUAGGGAGCACAAUUACGCUAAGCCUUGGAUAAAAAGUGAAGCAGAAGAACUGAAGGUUAACAGAUGUCUUGAUGACAGCGAGAUAUAUCCAGUUUUUGAAAUAAAGGAGGAAAUCAUCAUCAAAGAUGAGUGUAAUGAUGAUGAUACAUUCUUAGUUACAGAUGCUGAAAAAUAUCUCGAUAGAAGUGGUGGUGAAUAUAGUGGGGAUAAUGGUCAAAAUGUUGCUCCCGCUGAAGCUAUUGACAAAAUAAAUGAGAUGGGAAUAAGAAUUGUGAGGGAUGCAGAAUAUCACGAAAAUAUGGAAUAUUUUUGCCAAAAUGCAUACACACUUCACCAUGAUGGAAAAGCGGAAGCGGAUCUUUCAUCGUCAAGAAGUGCUUUAAAUCAAGAAGUCCCGAUAGAACAGCAGACUGUAGACCAAAAACCAAACACAGAGUCAUUGUUUUGUCUUAAUAAUGAUUAUUCUGCUAGUUCUAAGUAUAGUCUUAUUAGUAGUAAGAAGGAACGUAGAAAUCAGAAUAGUAAAAACAGGCAAGGUUCAAGGCGUGAACUUAACAGACGUAACUGGCUCGGUAUCCUCGUAUGUAUUCAUUGUAAAGCAAAAUUCAAAAGGAAACAGAUGCUGGGUGAUCAUAUAGUCAAAAAACAUCCCGACUUUAUUGCGUCUGUUUCUAUUAAAAUACAUGAAUGUAAGUAUUGUGAAUAUAAAACAACUAUUUCCACCUGUUUGACUAAACAUAUGUUGAAACAUCGAACACAAGUAUCCCCCAUAUGUAGUUACUGUAAAAAAUAUAUAAAAAUAAGAAAACACUGGAUGAUCAUAUACUCAAGGAACAUCCUAACUUUAUCGCAGCCGUUUCCAGUGAAAUACAUCAAUGUACCCAUUGCACUUAUAGAACAACUAUCAAACUUAGUCUUGUUAGACAUAUGUUGAUACACUCAGAGUAUAAAUCAAUUACAUGUGUUCACUGUGGGGCGAAGCACCAAAAUGGAACGAAACUAUAUGAACAUAUAGUUCAAAAACAUAGUGACUUUAUUGCAUCCGUUCCUAGUAAAAUACAUGAAUGUACACUUUGCACUUACAAAACAUCUAUCAAGAGUGGAUUUGAUAGACAUAUGUCAAAACAUAUAGAGACAGGAGAUAACCAUAAAAUCAACAUAUGUAUUCACUGUAAGGCAAAAUUCAUGGAUAAAACGAGACUAAGUGAUCAUAUAAUCAAAAAACAUCCUGACUUUAUUUCAUCCGUUCCUAGCAAAAUACAUGAAUGUACACUUUGCAAUUAUAAAACAACUAUCAAGGGUCUUUUUCUUAGACAUAUCUUUAAACAUUCAGAGACUGGAGAUAGUUACAAAUUCUACGCAUGUUUUCACUGCGAGGAAAGAUUCAGAACUGAAAGGAGACUAAAUCAUCAUAUAAUCAAAAAACACCCUGACUUUAUUGCAUCAGUUACUCGUAAAAUACUUGAAUGUACACAGUGCAAAUAUAAAACAACCAUCAAGCAUAAUUUGACUAUACAUAUGUUAAACCAUUCAAAGGCAGAGGAUAACAGUAAAUUCGGAAUAUGUCUUCACUGUAAUGCAAAAUUCACAACGAGAAGGACAUUAGACGAUCAUAUAAUCAAGAAACAUCCUGACUUUAUUGAUUCUGUUUCUAGUAAAAUACAUGAAUGUAUGGAUUGCGAAUAUAAAACAACCUUUAAGGCUACUUUAUGUUCACAUUUGUUGAAACAUUCAAAGACAAGAGAUAACUAUAAAUUCAGAGUAUGUAUUCACUGUAAGGCAAAAUUCUACACUAACGUGGGUCUGAAUGAUCAUAUAAUCAAGAAACAUCCUGACUUUAUUGAUUCUGUUUCUAGUAAAAUACAUGAAUGUCCACAUUGCUCUUUUAAAACAACCAUCAAGAGUUGUUUUGUAUAUCAUAUGUCGUCACAUCCGGACUGUGUAGAUAACUAUCAAUAUCUCAUAUGUAAUCAUUGUAAUGCGAAAUUCAGAAAAAAAAUAUUACUGAAUGAUCAUAUAAUCAGGAAACAUCCUGACUUUAUUGAUUCUAUUUCUAAUAAAAUACAUGAAUGUAUGGAUUGCAAAUAUAAAACAACCUUAAAGUAUGCUUUUGCUAGGCAUUUGUUGACACAUUCAAAGACAGGUGAUAACUAUAAUUUCAGCGUAUGUAUUCACUGUAAGGCAGAAUUCAAAAGUAAAACGGACCUGAAUGAUCAUAUAAUCAAGAAGCAUCCCGACUUUAUUGAAUCCGUUUCUAGUAAAAUACAUGUAUGUCCACAUUGCACUUAUAAAACAACCUACAAAAGUGGUUUGGCUUACCAUAUGUUGACACAUCCAACGUCUGUAGAUGACUAUAAAUAUCUCAUAUGUAAUCAUUGUAAUGCGAAAUUCAAGAGCAAAGUAUUACUGAAUGAUCAUAUAAUCAGGAAACAUCCUGACUUUAUUGACUCUGUUUCUAAUAAAAUACACGAAUGCACGGAUUGCGAAUAUAGAACAACCUUCAAGUUUCUUUUAGAUAGACAUAUGCUGAAGCAUUCGGAGACAGGGGAGAGCCAUAAAUUCAGCAUAUGUGUUCACUGUAAGGAACAAUUCAAAAAUCAAAGGUUACUGAAUGAACACAUAAUCAGGAAACAUCCUGACUUUAUUGCAUCCGUGUAUAGUAAAAUACAUGAAUGCCCGCAGUGCGGAUUUAAAACAAUCAUGAAGGAUUGUUUUGCUCGCCAUAUGUUGAAACACUCAGAGUUAGUAGCUGGUUCGUCUGUAUAACUUGUAAAUUUGACCAAUAUGCGGUGAUGAAUUGAAAAUAAAUCGCAUUGUUUCAAUACGGGCAUGGCAACAAUUCCACAAAUGUGCUAUAAAUGAAGCGACCCUACUAACUGUGGGACGCCACCGCCUUCCCGCCCAGUUAGCAAAGUAGUGGAAGUUUUUGAUAAAAAAAAACGGUCAAGUCGUAAAAGCUGUCUUUUGUUGUUGCCUGAACAUUUGAGUAUCUUGAUAUGUUUGAAAUAAUUCUGUUGAAACAGUACUUUACUAUCCACAUACGAGGGAUGUCUUUUAAGUGUUGCAUGUGGAAAUAAAACAACAAGGUAGGUAGUUUUAAAUGACUUUAUUGUUUUUCGAAGUAUUCUCCACGAAGAUUAAUACACAUCUGCAUGCGCUCGAACCAAUUUUCGAAGCACUUAUUCCACUCGUUUGCUGGCAGAUCCAAAACGGCAUUUUUGAAUGCGUCAACUGCUUCUUCUGGUGACUGGAACCUUUAACCACGCAGUCUGUUUUUCAUUUUCGGGAAAGUAAAGAAAUCGUUAGGACUUAGAUCGUUUUCUUCCGUUAAAUACUGCCUUGUUUUUUUGGGCUGUAUGCGAGCUUGCAUUGUCUUGGUACAUUUAUCUGAAUUUCUAAAAUGUUCUAGCUAUUAUAUAAUUGGGGAUAUUCUAUGAGUUUCAGUGUAUCUACGUACUUUUAAUUAUUAAGAAGUUUUGUAUAGUAUUAUGUGAUAAUGUGUUUUUGACAUCACUUGUUAAAUGUCUACUUUUUAAUAUAUGUUGCUGAAAUUAAAUUUUAUUUGUAUAAUAGAUUUAAUUGCACUACAC